AUGAAUCAAUUAAAUAAACUAAGGCUAGAUAUAGACGACAACAAACACGACAACCAAACGUGUCAUAACUGUGUCUCCGCUCUAAACAAUGCAAAACUGGUCAUAAAAAGUGCGGAUUUGAUGAAAUCCACGGCAAAUACUGUAUGUAAAACAGUGGUCGACGAGACCGAUAGGGUAUGUGUGGGCACAUUGACAUCGAUGGCCGAACCCAUAGUAUAUAUACUGCAAAACUCGGCAAUUACUGUACCGGAAAUGUGCGGCGUUUUACUACAUCCCGAUUGCAUGACUCAUACGGGCAAUGAAAUCUCACACGUGGUCAAUUGGGUACUACCACUGCCACAUCCAAAACCAUUUAACCCAUUGCAGUCUGUGAUGAGUUUGACCAGUAAAAUGUUACACUUGACAGACAUUCAUCCGGAUUUGUACUACACGCCCGGCUCUAACGCCCGGUGCUCUGAACCCAUGUGCUGCCGGAGCACAUCAUACGGACACAACCAAUCGGCCGGCUAUUGGUCAGACAUGUCGGCCCUAUGCGACGCACCAUGCACGUUUGUGAGCCAAACCAUGCGGCACAUUGCCACCGCGCACCGAGAUCUAGAGUUUGUGAUUUGGUCCGGCGAUAAUGUGCCCCACGAUGCUUGGAACACGUCACGCCAGCAUAACCUAGAUCAUAUUAAAGCGAUGACCACCAUGGUCAAAGAGGAGCUGGGCGACAAGCGCAUUUUCCCGGGCGUAGGCAAUCACGAGCCGCACCCGUUCAACAUGUAUGUGCCCUUAGAGGCAGCGUUGAUGUCAGAGGGGAAUCACUCGAUGGGUUGGCUGUACGACACUCUGGCCGACAAUUACUGGAGCCAAUGGAUAGACACACCGGAGGCCAAGCGAUCGUUCAAAAAGGGCGGCUAUUAUUCCAUACAAUACACGCCGGGACUCAAAAUAAUUGUGUUGAAUAAUAACGUAUGCAUUAAACGUAACUAUUGGUUAGCCUACCAGCCCGUGGAUCCGGACGAUCAGCUCCAGUGGCUAAUCGGACAGUUGGACAGCGCCGAGACUGACGGCUCGUACGCUAUGCUAAUUAAAAGGUAUCGCAACGUGAUCACCAGCACUUACCAUGGUCAUACGCAUUUUGAUGAGAUACAAGUGUUGUAUAAUAAAAACAUCAGCACUGGUCAACUCUAUCCGGUGUCUCACGGAUAUAUUGGCUCCAGUUUGAGCACAUUCAAUCAUGAUGCCGCUGUUAAUCCUGGCUACAAAAUAUUUACCCUGAAUAGUAAUGGAAAGCCUUUAGAUAUUGAUAUUUAUUACACAAAUAUAACGGCCGAUAACAUUGCGGGCCAACACGUGUCGCCCGUCUGGCGGUCAGACGAGUCGGUGAAACGGAUGUAUGGCUUGCAGUCAUUGACCACCGAUUCUUGGCAUCAGUUUCUGAUGAGAGCCCAAACGGAUGACACAAUUAUUGGCCAUUAUUUUAAUCAUUUUCAUAGAUAUAGCGAUCCGUUUGUUAUGGAUUUGAAACGAAAGGUCAUGUCAGUAUUUUCAAGCGAGGUGGAAUUGGCAAAUUAA
This is a messenger RNA of Medioppia subpectinata, 1560 nucleotides long. The record is from the annotation of a GenBank genome assembly. NCBI's taxonomy places the organism in Eukaryota, Metazoa, Arthropoda, Arachnida, Sarcoptiformes, Oppiidae.